AUGGCUGCAGUUUCGGGCAACACGGGCUGGGCCCAGCUACGGCAACAGGCGCGCAGUCUAGAAACACAGUUCUCGACGGUAGCAGAUAUACCGGCGAAGCCCACCGAGGAGGAACGGACAACAGAAGCGAAGCUGCAAGACCUCCUUGACAGACGUGAAAAUGUCAUUUCCCAACUUUCCCGCCUUCUCGACUCGGAAGCGACCCUCACCUCCUCCGCCCUGAAGCAGAACAACCUCGCCCUCCUCCGUGAGAAGCUUGCCGAGCACAAACGCGACCUCGUGCGCCUGCGCAACACCAUCGCCCAGGCCCGCGACCGCGCCCACCUGCUCACCAACGUACGCUCCGACAUUGAUGAGUACCGUGCCAACAACCCCGAGGCCGCCGAGGCCGAGUAUAUGCUUGCCGAGCGCAGCCGCAUCGACAACAGCCACAACAUGGCCGACAGCGUCCUCUCCCAGGCAUACGCCGUGCAGGACAGCUUCAACAUCCAGCGCGAGACCCUCGCCAGCAUCAACCGCCGCAUCACCAUGGCCGCCAGCCAGGUCCCCGGGCUCAACAGCCUCAUCGGCCGCAUUUCAGCCAAGAAGCGCCGCGACGGCAUCAUCAUGGGCGUCUUCAUCGCAUUUUGCUUCCUCUUGUUUUGGUGGUUCAUGUAG
Molecule: messenger RNA, 657 nt
Organism: Colletotrichum spaethianum
Lineage: Eukaryota; Fungi; Ascomycota; Sordariomycetes; Glomerellales; Glomerellaceae
Product: golgi SNAP receptor complex member 1
Exons: 3
Coding region: 1-657 (218 amino acids)
Biological process (GO): endoplasmic reticulum to Golgi vesicle-mediated transport; vesicle fusion
Cellular component (GO): Golgi medial cisterna; Golgi membrane; cis-Golgi network
Molecular function (GO): SNAP receptor activity
Source: RefSeq, a predicted model, not a curated record